CUUCUAAUCUCUGCAUAAGAAAUCUGAGCUACAUGACAGAGUUUUGGCUUGUCGUGUCUGAUCAUGCGGUGCUCCAGAAAUAAACUGUAGCCUACAAAGUCUGUGUUACAGGGCAGUUUCGCAGAGGCAGAGGCAACCUGCUGCAGGGGAGGACAAGGGUGCAACUUAUGGGCUGUCUGUGAGCCCUAGGCACUUUAACAAGCUCAUUUCAUUCUCCUGGAAAUAUAAAGAACUUAUAAUGGCAAUGCAGGUUUCCAGCUCCCGUCCUGCAAGCAUUCUGGGCUCAGAGGAUUAUAGCCUGUAUAGCAGUAUGAGUGAAGAGGAACUGAUUCAGAUGGCCAUUGAACAAAGUCUCACAGAAAACAACUCCGGCCCAACAACUGCCCACACACAUCAGAAGCUGUCAGCCAGCGUCAAUGCAGAGGCAACAGCUGCCUGUCGCAACAACAGGCCUACUGCUAAACAAGCACCCAUAGCAGCCAACACUAGGAACAGGAGCUGCCAGCCCAGUGCUGCACCGCCACCCACCCCGGGGUCACACAGGAGCAUCAAGAGGUAUGAUGGUAGUUACUGCAGCGCCCCCCUCGCGGAGGAAAACAUUGUUGAGAAGGCAAUCAUUAGUGGAGAUGUAGACUCUCUAAAUGAAAUGAUGAAAUCAGGGAAAAAACUUUGUGAACCUAACAAAGAAGGAUGGCUGCCCUUGCAUGAAGCUGCCUAUUAUGGGUCCCUGGAGUGCGUUAAAUUGCUGCUGAAAGCUUAUCCUUCUACUAUAGACCAACGCACGCUGCAAGAGGAGACAGCACUGUACUUUAGUGCUGUGAAGGGACACAUAGAAUGCAUAACUUACUUGCUGCAAUCUGGUGCUGAGCCAGAUAUUGCUAAUAAGUCCAGGGAAACUCCACUUUACAAAGCCUGUGAACGGAUGAAUGCAGAAGCUGCGCAAUUGUUAGUCGAAUAUAGGGCUGAUGUUAACCAUCGUUGCAACAGAGGUUGGACAGCUCUGCACGAAGCUGUAGCAAGGAAUGCUAUUGAUAUAAUUGAUAUUCUAGUGAAAGGAGGGGCAAAGAUAGAAUCGAAGAAUUGCUAUGGUAUUACCCCUCUAUUUGUAGCCGCUCAGAGUGGCCAAAUGGAAGCACUGAGAUACAUCGCCAAAUGUGGAGCUGACAUCAACACACAAGCCAACGACAAUGCCUCAGCUCUUUUUGAAGCCAGCAAAAAUGGACAUGAUGAUAUUGUGGAGUUCCUCCUGGCACAGGGCGCUGAUGCCAAUAAACCUAACAAAGAUGGAUGGUUACCUAUUCACAUCGCUGCUAAAAGGCGAGACAAUGAUGACAUCGUGUCAAUGCUCAUUCCUGUGACCAGUCGUAUCAGAGUGAAAAGAAGUGGCAUCAGUCCUCUCCAUAUAGCUGCAGAACGCAACAAUGAUGAUAUAUUGGAAGAGCUCAUCAACGUAGGCUAUGAUGUCAACUGCACACUUUCUUUUGACAGAGCCAGACUGUACGAAGACCGACGUAGUACUGCACUAUAUUUUGCUGUUAUGAACAAUAAUAUCAAUGCAACCCAAAUGCUCCUGGAAGCUGGAGCUAAUCCCAACAUAGAUAUUAUCAAUCCACUGUUAAUCUCUAUUCGCCAUGGGUGCUUCAAAACUAUGCAAAUGCUUCUUAGUCAUGGAGCUAACAUAAAUGCCUACAUCUCUACACAUCCUACCUCUUUUCCUGCCACCAUCAUGUUUUCCAUGAAGUACUUGAGCUUGUUAAAGUUCAUUAUGGACCUUGGAUGUGAUGCAGACUCCUGUUUCACAUGUCAAUAUGGCAGUGGUCCCCAUCCGCCCACUGAAGAAGCCACACGUCGGUAUGAUACAACUCAUGUGCCAGAACGUAAACAGGCAAAAAUUGUACAGUUCUGUGAAAUGGUUUCUACACCAGAAAUGAGUCGCUGGGCUGGGCCCAUAAUUGAUGUUCUUCUGGACUACGUUGGCAAUGUCAAGCUUUGUUCACGGUUACAGGAACAUUUAGACAGCUAUGAGGACUGGGCUUGUAUAAAAGAAAAAUCACAGCUUCCUCGGUCUCUGUCUCACCUGUGUCGGUUGAAAGUCCGAAGCUUGAUUGGAAGAAACCGCAUCAAAUUGGUCGACACAUUGCCUCUUCCAUGCAGAAUGAUCCGCUAUCUAACCUAUGAUACAUCUAGUGAGUGUUAGACUAAGUUGGUGACCACAAAAGAUUGUACUAAUAAUAGCACAAGUGACAGUUGGAUGGUGGACUUGUGCCACAAAGACAAUGAAGCAGCGCACUGGACCCGUGUUCUUAGGAGUAUUUAACUUGAAUGAGAAAUCAGAUGUUCAUAUUGAAGCCACUUGCACCAAUGGACUGCAAGAGAGAAAAUGCUUGAAAUGGGAUAAGAUGUAAAGCAAUGCUAGGGUAGGAGGGGAAUCUCUGUGACCUUCUUUUGUUAAAGGUUUUGUUAAAGGUUUUUUAGAAGUGGGGUGUGUCAGACAUAUUAGUACCUAAUACAUGAUUUAGUGCUUUAACGUAAAUUAUGUAGCAGAGUAAAUAUUUGAAAUUCUAUUUUCAAGUCCUGGUCUACAAUUGAAGGGCAGGGGUGGGGAGCCAGUGCAAAGUGUUUCGCUCUGUCAGUGCCCAUACAGAACUAAACUAGGAUGUUUUGCUCUAAGGACAUAAACUUUUCAGAACUAUAUGUCUUUAGGCAAAGUAUUCCAACUGACCCUGUAGUUACAGAUAAAAAAUAUAGAGAAAAUGUAACUGUAACUUCUUAUUUUUCCAAUUUGCUUUUAACUACUGUAUAUUUUCAAAAUUGCAAAGGCACUCACACACAAAUUAGCCUGCCUCACUUCUAGCACCACUUCUUAUAGAAUCUAUUAAAUUUAUAUUUGCUUUUCUGUAGAAAUGUUGUUAAUUUGCAAACUGUUGCCUAAUCUGUAAAAGAAACCCCAGUCUAGGUCUCAGUGAUUUCCACUUUAUCAUGAAAAAUGAGAGUGCAGCGUCUUUAUUAUGCACAACUAAGCCAGACACCCAGCUUAGUUCUGCAUAAUAAAGACAUAGCCUGGACACAAUGCUUAUUGCAGUGCUUGCUUCACAAAGCAUUUUAGAAUAGAGUUCCACUCACCACUGCAGCUUGGCUAAAUAUCCAGUGAUCCUUCAACCUUAAAAAAAAUGUUAGUUUAGUACAGGCCCCUGCUCUCUGAAUUGCUGGGAGCGUCAUAGUAUCCCCAAAUGGAGCAGAAGGUCAAUUUACUCAAAAAUACCAAACAGUUCACAUUCAAACCACAUAAUUAUGUUACAGACUUUUGCAACCCUAUAAAUAUGCAUUCAGAUUACAGUAUAUCUGCAUUUUGGCAUAAUCUAUUCUGAAGAACUGCUCCCUUUUUGGGUAAUACACAGGAAAACUGUGACAUUUGGAUUAAAACAGCAAAGAAUAUGUUGUGCAGUAAUACUGCAGUACUCCUCCUAAAAGUGUAGAGCAAAAAAAAUAAUGUUUUUGUUGGUUAUAGUUGCAAUAUGCAUGCCAUUCUGGCAUACAGGUAUAUUGUAUAUAGAUUAUUCUUAAAUUUAACUUUAUAGCCACAUAAGAGUUAGGAUAAUCCUUGUUUUGACUAUCUAGCACUGUAAACAUUAGCUCCAGUUAUAAGUACAGUUCUGUUAUUUUACAUCUCUUAGCAUGGUCACAGAGUGUGGUGUUAUGGCACGCGACAACAUUAAGCUAUCAGCUUAAGUAACUAGCUAUAAGCCAAUAGCUAUAAACUGUAGGUAAAUAGAACUUUUUUAGCACAGAUCUGUGGCGAUCAGUUCUGUUAUUUUUAAUGUACGUGUAAUAUAAACAGCAAUGCAUUUAUUAUUAAUUAAAUUAUUCAUUAGAAUGUUUCUUUCAGUCCCUACCACCACAUCAAGGCAACAUGGGCACAAAACAAUGGCAGCAAAUUCAAAUUUAUGUGUGUGGUUUAUUAACAGUUAAAUUGUUAGUCUUUGGCACAUGACAGACAUUGUUCAUAAUUCCACUUAACAUUCUUGUUUCCUUCUCAGUCAUCUCCUAUAAAAUGCCUUAAUUUGGUACAGGGGCCCCUACAUUGGGAGUUUAUUGUGCUAUUAAUUCUGCAUGUAGGCUGUUGAUGGUCCCUUGCUGGGUCACAUGAUUAGCUCCUGCUAAUUCCACUGCUGUCUCAGAAGUCAUAUAUACUUAUAUUGAGCCAUAAGUACAGUUUUCUCAGAAAUAAUUUUUACAUGAAUACUUACAACAAUAUCCUAUAAACAGAUUUCAGAAAGACGUUUUGUUUAAAGAAAUAACACUUUUCUGUGUUUUCAUGAGAAAAUCUAAAAUAUUUUAGGGCUGCUUCAUCCAACUUAAGUUUUUGAGCCAGUUCUGUUUUGACUAUUAUCUAUUGGGGCACUUUAAUUUAAUGUGAGCCAUGCUAUACAGAUUUAUUUGUAAAUUUAUUUAUUCUCUUCUGGAAACUUGAACACCACAAAUACAGGCAGUUCUGGUCCAAAAACAUGCAUGAACCUCAGACAGUAAACCACCUAUACCGGCAUUGUCAAUCAGUUCAGUUUUUCAGAACAACUGCUGGAUGAUCAGUUACUUAAGGUACAUUUACUUAAUGUAAUUGGAUUUUUUUCUGCAGUUUUUACACAAAAGCUAAUCUAAGGAUUACAGUUGUAUUAUUAAUUUUUGUAUGAGGUAUAUGGUGAUUGUCAACCCUAAAAUGUAUGUGACAUUGGGGAAUACAGUAUGAUCUUGAAGAAAUGUUGGUGAGCAACCUGCAGUGUAAACUGCUUGCAAAGCUUUGGACCUAUUUAUUGCAGUGUACAGUGCUUCUGAUAUGCAGUAUAUAAGAACAGAUUUCCAGAGGGUAAAUCACUGAUAAAGCUGUUCCCAUUUGUUCCCUGAAGCAGUGUUUUCAGUGUACAGCUGACAGAUACAAUAUAUAUAAUACAGUGUUACAGAGUUAUAGCAGUUAAUGUUGCUAAACAGCAUUUCACCAGUAUAGUAAUAAUAGUGAGCUAAAUAGCACAUCUACUGUACAGUGCAGUGUUUCAUACAAUAAAUCAAUAGUGGUUCUAAUUUAUUACAGAAGUGCCAUGGUACAGUGCACUCAGGCAGUGUUACAAGAGGAGAAACUUUGUGUUAAGAAGAGCAAACUGUCCAAUUUUUUUAAUUGUAAAAGUUGCAACUACUGAUUACUGUAUUUUUAGUAUAUAAAAAUGUGCAAUUUAUUUGUUUUGCCACGAGCACUUUUUGUUUGUGUGUUUGUAAUAUAUUAUUGGGUUUUUUCUAACAGUUUGCUUUUAUAUUGUUUGUUUACAACUGUGAAAUUGAAUAAAUGUUUACAAGGUGAGACAUCUGUCAAAUUCUUGGAUUGGAUCCUGCCAUGAAAACAAAAUAAAACAGUAGCACAAGCUCAGGCAAACACAGAACUGUUCCAGAAUUAUAUAAACUGUCUUUAUCGCACUGGUGCAAUUUAGCAGCUAUCUUAGUGAUUCAGCCCCACAUCUGACAUGGACUGUUCACAGCAGUGCAGGAUUGAAUGCACUGAAUAUGGGGUAAUUAGGAAAAGUUAGCUGAGCAUAAAAAACACAGUUACUUUAAAUUAUCUAAUUUUAUAAAACACAACAGGAAAGACUUCAAGACCUUAACACAAACAGUUUAGGGAGGAGUGGUGGUAGGGAUAAGUCAUAUAGCAACAUUGAAAUAUGCCAGGAGGCUACCAUAGUUCAGGAGGGAAGUAAUUUUUUAGUAAAAUAACACAGGCAAGUACUUUUUAUAUGGUAGGCUCUAAUACAAUAAAGCAACUCAUGCAAGGAUUCAAUGUUGUCCUCCUAACAAAGUCUUUUUACACAUAUUCUUGCAAAAUUCACAAUUUAUUUGUUUAUUUAAAAAGGAAUAUUUUACUUCUAUAAAUUAAAAAUAUUUCAAAACAA
Messenger RNA from Xenopus tropicalis (tropical clawed frog), 5930 nucleotides. It is a transcript of the gene asb2, whose product is annotated as ankyrin repeat and SOCS box containing 2. The transcript has 10 exons. Gene Ontology annotation, biological process: protein ubiquitination; intracellular signal transduction. Bases 239 to 2197 code for a protein of 652 amino acids. NCBI's taxonomy places the organism in Eukaryota, Metazoa, Chordata, Amphibia, Anura, Pipidae. The record is from RefSeq and is a predicted model, not a curated record.